Bombina bombina (fire-bellied toad) is the source of this 2336-nucleotide messenger RNA. RefSeq names its product MFSD2 lysolipid transporter A, lysophospholipid (gene MFSD2A). Bases 243 to 1829 code for a protein of 528 amino acids. Gene Ontology annotation, cellular component: membrane. Gene Ontology annotation, biological process: carbohydrate transport. The record is from RefSeq and is a predicted model, not a curated record. The transcript has 14 exons. Gene Ontology annotation, molecular function: lysophospholipid:sodium symporter activity. NCBI's taxonomy places the organism in Eukaryota, Metazoa, Chordata, Amphibia, Anura, Bombinatoridae.
CAUAUUGUGUACUGUCUCUUUAAUGGGGGCGUGACCGAAGCGUGAUACCGGCUGUGUCUCAUUCAUCACUAUAGCUCAGAUUGACGACGAUCGCAGAUCCUGGGCUCAAGGCGCUGAGUUAGUGCAGGAAAACGGAACAUAGUUGUAGCUAGCCCGAGUGUCUCCUGGCGGGUAUGCGCUUAAUAUAAACUGCAUUAUUAUUCCAGCAUUGCAAGUGGGUCCUCGCUGCUCCAGCGCUCAUUAUGAGUCCCCCAAGUAUCAUGGAGAAACAGGCAGAGAGCGCCUCAUGUACCGGUUUACUGGGGCAGAACCAGAAGACGAAGAGAACGAAGAGUCCUCAAGGGAAGCACACACUGUCCGUCUGCAGUAAGAUUUGCUAUGCUAUUGGUGGUGCACCGUAUCAAAUCACUGGCAGUGCCCUGGGAUUCUUUUUACAAAUUUUCUUGCUCGAUGUUGUACAGAUGUCUCCAUUCUAUGCCUCCAUAAUCCUAUUCACAGGAAGAGCUUGGGAUGCCAUAACUGAUCCUUUGGUUGGAUUUUUUGUCAGUAAAAGCUCCUGGAAUGGAUUAGGACGUCUUAUACCAUGGAUUAUAUUCUCCACUCCCUUUGCUGUGAUCUCUUACUUCCUCAUUUGGUUUGUUCCAGCAUCCUCAAGUUAUCUAGUUGUGUGGUACCUGGUAUUCUACUGUCUCUUCCAGACUCUUGUCACGUGUUUCCAUGUUCCGUAUUCAGCGCUAACAAUGUUCAUAAGUAAAGAGCAGAAGGACCGUGACUCUGCUACAGGAUACAGAAUGACUGUAGAGGUUUUGGGCACUGUCCUGGGCACAGCUAUCCAGGGACAAAUUGUAGGCGGAGCAAAACAGACCUGUAUAUCAGGUGACUUCCUGCAACAAGAUGUAAACUCAUCUGGGACUCUGGAGAAAAACCAGACCCUAGGUAUAGGGUCUUUGGAUGAUACGCGGCAUGCGUACUUGGUUGCUGCAGGAGUUAUCUGUGGUAUUUACGUGCUUUGUGCUAUUGUUGUGUCUUUGGGAGUACGAGAAAAGAGAGAAGCUGGGGAGCUCUUGUCCGAACAGCCCGUCUCCUUUUGGCAAGGUCUGAAGCUUGUAAUGAGUCACGGCCCUUAUAUUAAGCUUAUAGCUGGCUUCCUCUUUACCUCACUGGCCUUCAUGCUUUUGGAGGGAAACUUCGCUCUGUUUUGUACAUACACACUGGGAUUUCGUAAUGACUAUCAGAACAUUCUGCUGGUUAUUAUGAUCUCUGCCACUCUGACUGUGCCUUUCUGGCAGUGGUUCCUGACUCGUUUUGGGAAAAAAACUGCUGUCUAUUUUGGGAUCUCGUCUGUUGUCCCAUUUCUGCUCCUGGUGGUGCUGGUGCCAAGUAAUCUCAUUGUGAGCUAUGUUGUUGCGACUGCUGCUGGGCUGAGCGUGGCGGCUGCUUUCUUGUUACCAUGGUCUAUGCUCCCAGAUGUUAUUGAUGACUUUGUCUUGAAGAAUCCAGAUUCCCAAGGACAUGAGGCCAUUUUCUUCUCCUUUUAUGUCUUUUUCACCAAAUUUGCAUCUGGCGUAUCCCUGGGAAUCUCUACACUCAGUCUAGAUUUUGCAGGCUAUAGAACUGGUUAUUGUAACCAGCCCGAAACUGUAAAUCUGACUCUAAAGCUGCUCAUCUGUGCUGCUCCGAUUGUAUUAAUAUUCCUGGGACUUUUACUCUUCAAACUGUAUCCUAUUGAUGAGGAGAUGAGGAGGGCGAACAAGAAAGCACUGCAGAGUAUACGAGACAGUGAUCCAGACUCUGAUUGUGACUCUCACGAGUUGGCAAGCAUUGUAUGACCACUGUGAAAGCUCCGUCAAUAAGUGGGAGCAGCAGAGACAGUCUGAUGAAUCUCUGAUAGGGAGAUACCAGCCAAAAGCUCCCUACACUACGUCCGCCACUGUCUGCAGCGCCCAUGCCGGGUUCCUUAAAGUCCCACCUGGUGCUACUUGUGCCUGGCACACACUGAAAACUGCAGUUCUACUGACUACAUUUUGCACUAACAUAGGGAAGAGCUAUUAAUUUAAAUGUACAUUUUGUGAGCUGUUUUUUUGUAUAUAUGGACUUUUUCCCAUAUGUGGUGAGAAUUUUAUAAGGUUUCUCUGCCCUCAUGUCUUAUAUAUAUUUUUUUUUUUUAAACAUGAGUUUUGUGGCAGCAACUUGUACUUGACAUGAAGCCUUAAGUCACAGUUCUACAAUGGAAUGUGUGUAUGUAUAUAUAUAUAUAUAUAUGUGCUUGUAAUAAUUAUAAAUAUUUGUAAUGUUAUAAUUUAUGUAAAUGUAUAUAAAAAUAUGCAUUUUCUGAG